Chiroxiphia lanceolata (lance-tailed manakin) is the source of this 512-nucleotide messenger RNA. RefSeq names its product zinc finger protein 395 (gene ZNF395). The record is from RefSeq and is a predicted model, not a curated record. Gene Ontology annotation, molecular function: RNA polymerase II cis-regulatory region sequence-specific DNA binding; DNA-binding transcription factor activity. Lineage: Eukaryota; Metazoa; Chordata; Aves; Passeriformes; Pipridae. Gene Ontology annotation, biological process: regulation of transcription by RNA polymerase II. Bases 39 to 512 code for a protein of 157 amino acids. The transcript is spliced from 4 exons. Gene Ontology annotation, cellular component: nucleus.
GCGAAGGCUCGGAGCGGGGGCUCCCCCGGGCGCUUGCCAUGGCCACCGCGCUGUCCCGGCGUCUGGGGAAGCGCUCCCUGCUCGGCACCCGCGUCCCUGCCGACGGGAUGCAGAUCCCGGGAUUGCAGCCCGAGCCGGGCCGGGCCCCUGCCGCCCCCGAGGACGGAUCCUGCGCGCUCUCCGUGGAGGAGAACAGCCAGGCUCCCGGAUUCCCCGGCCUCCGGCAGCUCCACUCCGGGCAGCAGGUCCUCAUCACCUCCAACGGGCAGGAAUGUGAGCAGGGGAAGGUGCUGCUGCCAGAGCAGGGCUCGCAGGGCUGCUGGAGGGUGCAGGACACGCUCCAACCUCCCGCUGAGAUCCUGCAGAGAUCCGUGUCCAGCAGCAUCGACGUUCCCAAGAGGAAAGUCCGCGGCGAAGCCAAGAAGUGCCGCAAGGUUUACGGCAUCGAGCACCGGGACCAGUGGUGCACGGCCUGCCGCUGGAAAAAGGCCUGCCAGCGCUUCCUGGACUGA